GGCACUUCACUUGGACGCGUUUCAUCUUUCACCAAGACUGCUUCUGCCACCACAUGGGCUUCUAGGGAUACUAAUCAGCAAGACGCGCUCACGUACGGCCAUGCUCACACGUAGAGUCUCGUGCAGUGCUGUGAGGGUGCACAGAGAGCACACACGCUGAGCUGCUUAUGCAUCGAUGCUGCACACAGCACUGUCUCUGGAUUACAGACCUCUCCACUUGUGCGCGCUUUCUGAAUGCGUGUUUAUCCCUAAAGCCCUGUGACUCGUGCCUCGUGCCAGUGGAAAGACAUGAGAGAUUAUUACAGUGGCCAAAAUACAGGACGCACAGACAAACAUCUUUAUUGGCAACAGAUUUUGUGGCUGUGGACAGGACUGUGAGAAGACACAUUCUGCAGGAGGCUGAAGGUGAAGAUUAGCAUUCCUUAGUCUGGACCUUUUUGUGCUGUGGUGAGUUGGAUGCUCAGGUGAUGAUGUCUGAGCCCAGAGAAUGCAAUGAGACUUUUGAGACAGAAGAGGGUGAUGGUGAGCCAUUUUUGGAGGAGGAGGAGGAGGAGGAAGAUGAAACAGAAAGCAGUAAGGAGCUCUUAGAGAGGAUAAGAGAAUUAGAGGCAGAAAACUCAGCUCUUGCACUGGCCAGUGAGCACCAGAGGGAAGCGUAUGAGCGAUGUCUAGAUGAGGUGGCCAACCAUGUAGUGCAGGCGCUGCUGAACCAGAAGGACCUUCGGGAGGAGUGUAUUAACCUGAAGAAGCGUGUGUUUGACCUGGAGAGACAGAACAGGACCUUGACUGAACUCUUUACGCAGAAACUUCAAGCUUCCCCCAGUACUUCACAACAGGUGCCACCAGUUACAUGUCUGGAGCGAAGCAGUGAGCCAGUGUUUCCUGGCACUGUAAAUGUGACAACACUCUGUUCUGAGGUCAAGAACAACGAUGAAUGCACACAGAUUGGCACAGGAAACUCAACACAAGUCUCCACCUCCUCUGUGGCAUCCAUGUCUCCGUUCCUCCAGAAAAAAGCACAUAUCCUGGAGGUUCUGCGCAAACUGGAGGAGACUGACCCACUUAAGUUUCAUCCAUCUACUUGCUACUACUAUCAUGGACAGGCAUUGUUAGCUGGAGAGAUGACUACCAUUGUAACUCCAUCCCCACGUCAGCUGCAUUGCCGGCACUCCAGUUCAGACACUGACAUUCACGAAUAUGCUAACGAGGAGGGAGACAGUCGUGCAUCCUUGAGAUAUGGUGGCUGUCCAUCCUGUCGUGUUCUGUUGCAAAGAAACAGCUUGGACAGUCUGCUUAAGUGUAAUCCGGGACUUAGCAUCACAUCACAUUCUGGCAGAGAAGAUGAUACCUACAGCCAAAUGUUUUCAGAAGAACAUAGGGCUUCAGCACAAAAUACAGAUGCACAGGCAAAGUUGCUGUGUGUAGUCAAAACAAGCAGUCCUGACAUACACAGCACAAGUUCUCAGUGUAGAGUGAAUGUUACUCAUCUUUCUCAACAAGUAACAAAGGCCACAGUUUCACACCUUUCUUCUGUGGGUGUUAGUUGCUCUGAACCAAAUGUAAAGUUAGGUGAGCAGAACUUUGACUUAAAAGAAAGAGACUCUGAAGAAAUAUCUACAAAGUUAAAAGGUGUUAAAGAUGUUAAUAAAGGCAGGAGGGAAUCUGAGGGUGUGCAGGCAUCAGGAGAGAAUGCAGGUUGUGUAGCCAUAUCACCUGAGUAUCAGAACUUAGUCCAAGUUUGCAGCAGAGUCUUUUCCUCCAAUCAGACUUCUGUUCCCAGGAAAGUAGUAGAGUCGUAUGGCCCAGUCUCGCUGUCUGAGACAGCUGCCUCAGCAUUUACACAGCAACAGGCUGCACAAAGUUCAACUUGGUCUCCCUCCUUGUGUGGUGAAUCCAAACCUUCUCCAGUCUCAUCUCCUUCCAAGCUACUCAAAAUGCCUUUAAUAGCAGAGAAUACGCCAACAUCCAAUGCUUUCCACUUAAGUCCUCAACUUACACGCAGCUCAAAAAUCCCUUGUAGGAAUAACUAUGAGGUUUACCACUCGCCUGUCAUGUCCUGUAAAUCUACCACCACAGAGAGGGGUAAACCAUUCACUACCUUAAAAACUGGCACUUACCCUGGCACACACUCUGCGCCCACCUCUCCACCAAAGCCUGAGGGCCCUUGUUCAUCCGUUUCUUUAAAGGAAUCGGGUUACAGUAGCCACUCAGCCCCUAAGACAAGCAAGGUUUCAGCAAACCAGUCCUCCUCACAGCCACUGGAAGCUGGUACAGUAGCUCACUAUGAAAACAUUAUAGAUCCUUCCCAUUCCAAAACCCCCAAGAUAACCUCAGAGGAGGUUGACUCUAAAGAGAAGCAGAAAAUUAGCUUAAGGGAUGAAAGGGUCCUAAGUCCCCUCUCCGAUAAGAGCUCAGAUUCUUCAGAAACCACAGAUGAAUCUCCUUCUGAUGCUUCAGACCAGGACACUGACACAGAGAGUCCUGCUUGGCAAAGGUCCCAAAAUCACUUCAGCCUACCAACCUCAUCUUCUGCUGCAAGCAAAGCACCGCAGAACAGUUUCUCCAGUAUGAAAGAGAAAUACCAUGAAAGGAGACCUCCAGAUCCCAUGUCUGCUCAACAGCACGGCACUUCUAUUCCAUCUCAAACUGUGGCUAAAAGAAGUGACAAGCAGCUGUCACUACUAAAAAGAACAAUCUCCAGCAAGCCUCAAACUGAUUCAAGUUAUCACCCAUUCAAAGAACGUUUGGCAGCUCUUGGCAAACUCAAGAGCACUGAGGAUCUGCAGCAAAAUGCCAGAAAAAAGGAAGCAGAAAGUGCUCGAGGUAAAACCCCAGCAUCCACAGGAAAUAGUGCCAGAUCCAAAACAGCAGAGCGACAAAGUGAAAGAAUCGCAAUUGAACACCAACAUUCAAAAUAUACAGAUUCACUUGAUGGGAAACCAUACCCUAAGAAUACUUUUGGCAAUUAUGUUAAGGGACCUGGUUCAAUGAAUAUAAACACUUCAACAGAAAAACAUUAUGUAGCAAAACCAGACAGUCAAAAGAUGAAAAUUGGAAUGUCCACCACAACCCCACAUGAAACUCCUGUAGUGAUGCGGAGCUAUGGAAAGUGUCCCAAUCCUCUCAUACACCACAGCAAAACAGUGCCAAGUCCUCAAAGUAGCCCUAUUAGAGUACAGUCCAAGUCCCCCUCAAAGGCCAGCACUGCCCCUUCUUAUCCUCGAGGAAUGAAGGUGAUUCAGGAUCAGCGCUCCCACCUCCAGAGACAGCCAUCACGCACUGAUGACAAACCAAAGCUCACAGCUGGGAAAAGAAAGACUGUUGCUCAUGUAGACAAUGUCCCACCUCUGCCAUGCCCAAGAUCUGGAGCUGGAUCGUCUAAUUCUCCUGCUUUUGAGCAAAAAAGAUUCUCGUCUGCUGCACCUGUGCUUCAGUCAGCCAUCGAGCAAAAGGUGAUGCGGGGAAUAGAGGAGAAUAUGAUGAAGCAGCAGGGCCAAGAUCGAGGCCAAACUGCAGAAACUAAACACAAAACAUCGAAUGGGAUUGCCAGUUGGUUUGGCCUGAAGAAAAGCAAGCUUCCAGCUCUUAAUCGCAAAUCUGAAAUGUCCAAACUUAAGCUUAAUAUGUCAUCAUCAUCAUCCUCAGGAGCCAAGGAUGCCUCAGGAAGUAAAGGGGGGCCCAGGAAGGUGGUGGAAAGUUUAAACAUCUCUAAGCUUAUGGAGAAGGCAGAAGACUUGAGGAAGGCUUUGGAGGAAGAAAGGGUCUAUGUGAAUGGAGUAGGGAUUGCGCUUGACUGUCCUGGGAGAGGACACUCGUGUGAAGUUGUUAUGGACCAAGCGCAGGGUCAGCUAUCACUUAUGUACAGAGGAGUAACAGCUGACAACUUCAUGCAACAGCUGUUGAACAGGGUGGAUGAGAGGGGAGCUGCUGGUUUUAGCAUGGUGCACAGGAGACUGUCCUUUGACUCCAAGAGAUCACGUCCUGUUUUCAGCCACCAGAGAAACAUCUGUCAUACUAGGACCAGGGAGGACAUAGACAAAGGUCCAGACACGGUGAGCCGUGAUGAGAUCACAUCUGAUGAGAGUCUGGCAGAGUCUAUCAGCUCACAACACUUCACAGGCUCUGGCUCUUCCAUGCGCACCCUUGACAGUGGUAUAGGCACAUUCCCGCUGCCAGACUAUGGCAGUGGUGGCACAGGGAAAGGACUUCCCAAGCCUCAGGAAGAGGAAGGUUCCUUCACUUCUCAGGGAAAACAUGGAGCCGUGAUGAAAGCCCCACGCAAAGCGCACACCCUGGAGAGAGAGCUGUCAUCUUUAGAGGAAGUGAAGGCCUGUGUUCUCUACAGUUCACCUCUGGAGGCCAAGGGAGCAAAUGUGCAUCUCUCUGGCACUAUUCAUGAAGACAUCAGUGCCUUUGGAGCCCAUUUGCAAGUACCACCUACCAAGAACUGGACCUUCCCUAAUGUGAGAGGGUCAGCAGGACCUACAAACGUGUACCAACAGGACAUGGAGGCAGCACACCAAGGGACGCCUUCCAGACUGAGCAAACGUCUCCCCCAGGGUCCCCUUGAGGCUGACCCCAGAAGCCUUCCCCUCCCACCCCAGACAGGUGUCAGCCGACGAGGCAAGGCCCGGUCUCACGGUGGCCCAGACACGCCCAGGACAGGUGACCUGGAGCUGGUGAAGGAGCGCCCCGAUGAAGUUCUGUCCCCAAGUCGUUCCCAAGCCUUAGAGACCCCAGAGUCUCUGAGUGACUCUCUCUACGACAGUCUCUCUUCCUGUGGGAGCCAGGGAUGAGGAAAAAGCCUCACCAACUUCAACCAGCACACUGCUGAUUUGAAAGGUUUCUCUUUCGUUUGUAAACGUUGAAUAUUCAAAUGCAGGAAAUGAUCCUUGACCAGUGUGCCAAAAUCACACCCUGUUAACCUGCUGAUGUGAUGUGAUAGUAUGAUGUGAGGUUUUUUUUGUACUUUGGGACUAUGAACUCAAACAUGGUUUGAAGCAGAACAUAUAGAACAGAAAAAUAUAAUUUAAGUGCACAGAGGUAGUAUUACAUUCUGAGAAGAGAGAAGCUGCCUAGAUUCUUGGUCCUCAAUUAGCAGUAUGUUUAACAAAUCUGGAUGAUAUGUCCUCUAGGAAAGAGAUUCCAUCAUUAUUUACCUUAAAACCUUAAUCCCUGAAUACCUCUCGUGAGUUUAUUCAUUGCUCCUGGUCUUAAUGAAACUGAAUUUUCUAAUGAAAGGACCCCCUUUCAUUGGUUCCUCAGGAUUACCAAUGUUCAAUGACCAACACACACACGCGCACACACACCCCUCAUGACAAGUCAUUCUCCCACAUAUGUUUGUGUGAUCUGCUGGUAACCCUCCUGUCUUCUUUUACAUCACACUUGUGGUUGUUGUGAAGACAUCCUUGUUCAUUUAGUUUGCCAAACUGUUUCAAAUCUCCAUCCUAAUUAAACUUGCAGAUUCGUUAAUAGAUAUAUUUGAAAAUUGUGUAGACAGAGAUAUCAUUUUUGUCAUUGCCACCAUUUUCUGUCUAAGGUUGUCUCCAAAGGACCAGUUGAGGUCUGCAGUACCUUCUGGAUUUGGUACAAUUUCACUCAUUGAGAAAACUCAUUGAGAAAAUAAGGCAGUAAUCUCAUAACUAUUAAUCUCAUCAAACUAGUAUUGGAAACACACUUUUAUUCCCCACAUGUUGGCGCUAUAUUUUUUUUUUUAUUAAGUGGAAAUUGAGGCACAUUGUGAAAGGGGAAAAUGUCAAUAGGAUAUGACACCUUUUAUGAAACUUUCGUUUUUCAUUUUCUUUCAUCUUUUUCUUUUAGUUCUAGACCAGUUACAAAUCAGUUUGGUGAAAAGAACUCUUCUAGAAACUGGCCGAGUGCUGUUUUUGUAUCCACACAGAAGCUUCUAGAAAAGCCUGUAGCUAUCGAUAACAGUACAGCGCAAACAUUUCUAUGGAAGGCUAAACAGGAAGAUGAGAUUUUGGGAGUAUAAGACUACAGGAAGACUUUCUAGAGAGGGAAGAACAAAGCUAAAUAUUUGUGGUUGAAGAGGAAGAUUACAGGCUAGAGAGAGGGUCUUUAACCUCCUCAGAAAAGCUCAUCUUCUGUAUUACCUCUGAGGUAUGUACAAUUAUAUGUUUAAGCAUAACACUAAAUCUCAGGCUUUAAGAAACUAAAAUGCAAUGAUGACUAAUCCAAAUUUUAAAAUGCAUUUAGAUAGAAGCUGCCUCUAGAAAACCGGUCCUGCCCACCCUGAAAAAAAAAUUGUUAAAAUGUUGUUAUGAGCUGUUUGAUUAGUUUUGUAGCUUUAAUCUUACUCUGCUGUCUCAGAAUCACAUAAAAGAAACUCUUCCAAUUCCCCAGAAAGUAUCAGGAUUGCAUUAGUGUUGAAAACGGCACAGUCUGCCUCCUUAAUGGCAGCAGUGAUGUUUUCAUAUCUGAUGUACAAACACCCAAGCACAAGAAACACUGCAGAGGUAUUCACACAGAAAUAUAUAAACACUUGCAGGUAGUAUUUUAUGACUGUCAUAACGCCGACGCUAAUAAGUGUGAAAUUGUCAUAGGUCAUCAAUAUUGUUCAGAAUUUACACUGUGACUGAUUAGGGCAAAUUAAAACUGUGACACACUAUAUACCAAAUGCCACAAUUUAUUAGUUAGCUAGUAACUGACCACUGACAAUAACUGGUGUUGGUUUAAACAGUGAUUGGGAUCCUGUCAUUCUUAUGGUGGAUCAUCAAGUUACGUCGUUUUUUCCACGUCAUUCGUUUUCAGGAUUACCUGUAUUUAAUGGAUUUACUGAGAUAUUAAUCUUGUUGAAUUCAUUUCAAUAUGAAUUCAACACCUAGAGCACUGCUAAGCAGUACUCAACUUGUAUGAAUGAAUAACAUGUUUGUUGUACAGUGUAAUUAGAGCACAAAGUUGAUUUCUCCCUAAAUGAAGGCUAAAGCUACAGAGCCUCUGAGCUGGGCUGAACUGGACAUAAGCUAAACUCAUUCAGAAGCUAAAGUCACACUUCUACUGUUAAGGAGAUUGCUAUGAGUAGGUAAAACCACAGGAAAGUAAGAUACCACUUCCUGGAGGUUUCAGUUUUUUCUCAACUGCUUGGGCUCAUUCACAUGGAAUCUUGUACCACAUAUUGGUUUUACACAGACAUGGGAGAUAUUUCAUAACACAACAGGAAAUAGAGUAUCCACCUCCUUUACAGAACUUUGGAGUAAAAGACAAUGAAAAGUCUUCCAGUAGACUCUCCCUUAGUCACUAACCAUUACAAACCCAGUGUUAAUGGAAUGAGAUUCCCAGUAUAUACGAGGUCCAUAUACACAAAGUUCAUGCCUUGUCCGACCUCUUGGUUUCAGGUCUGGUUCAAUAGAAAUGGAAGCGUUUAUUACUCGCUGGGGUUUUUACCUACAGGUCCAAGCACAUGUUCUUCUUAUUUGUUUAUCUAUAGCCUUCCUAACUUAUAUCAGCCUUUGUGGGUUUUUUCUUGUUGUGAUUAAAAAAAAAAAGCCCCAAGGCAGACAUCCUCAUCGAGCUUCUUUGCAGUUCUCUUUCCACAAGUGCCAUGUUCCCUUAAAAAGUGCUUGAGUCCAGGGUCCUGUGGAAAAGGAGCUACCGCCAAUAGAGCGAAAUGUCCAGCUAAACGAAGACCUUCUGUGUUCAUUCAAGUCCAGCUAGGCAGGCAAGGACACUGCAAGAGUUAAAUAAACACCGGAGGUUUUGCACUGUGUGUUGACUUGUGUCAAUAGCUCUUCUCCAAACAGCUGUUGGCACACAUGGUUUAACUGUAUUUCACAAAAUGUUCAUUUAAAGACAAAAUAAUAUCAAUUACCUUAAUUAGUGCACUUUAUCUGGAUGCUGAGAAACCUUUUAUCUCUCAUUCCACGCAUGGUGUACUUAUGACUUCAGUUAUCAUUCCUACAUAUUUUGCCUGAAACCUAACAUGAAUUACAAGGAUCUAGUCAUAAAACAUAAUGCACCUAUUUGUGUGUGGGGGGGUGGGGGUGGUACUGAGUUCCAUUAUUUUAAACUGUUUGUGGUUGGUCAUUUUUCUGUCGCUUUGUGGAGGAUUUCGACCAGGUACAUUUAAUUUGCCCUGUAAAUAAUACUUCAAGGUGCUGUGUAUAUAGCAUUUCCACCAGAACUCAAAUGAAGCCAUAGAAAUGUACCUUAUCAAGUAAUUCAGUGAUGGAUAUUUUAAUUUAUGUUUGAAGGGAAAACAAGUAAUAAAUCCUUCUGUCCAGUUUUCUUUUUGAA
Molecule: messenger RNA, 8253 nt
Organism: Electrophorus electricus (electric eel)
Lineage: Eukaryota; Metazoa; Chordata; Actinopteri; Gymnotiformes; Gymnotidae
Product: nck-associated protein 5-like
Biological process (GO): microtubule depolymerization; microtubule bundle formation
Cellular component (GO): microtubule plus-end
Source: RefSeq, a predicted model, not a curated record